Messenger RNA from Adineta steineri, 3273 nucleotides. The record is from the annotation of a GenBank genome assembly. Lineage: Eukaryota; Metazoa; Rotifera; Eurotatoria; Adinetida; Adinetidae.
CACCUUUGCUGAUCAAGAUUAUAUGGAAAAUUCGACAUCGUUCGAUAGAAAUCACUAUUAACUAUAGUAUGUUUUGUCGAUAAUAGAAGUAAUAUUAAUCUAUAAAAUAAUUCUUAUUUUUGAAAUUCUAGAGUAUUGUGUAUCAUCUAUUCGUGACUUAAUUCGGUGGAUGAAACAGUUGAACAUAUUCAAAUCAGCUGCGAAUAGAACAGUGGACGAUAUCGAACAACAACGUAUCAGCACAUAUUGUUUUCUCAUUUUAUUCGCAGGUACAUAUCUUCAUUUAGAAGCUGUGUGGCCUACUUAGUGAAAUGAUGUUAGAAUCAACGACGAAACAAUGAUGAUUUUGAUUAUGAGAUCGACAUUGUGUAGUAACUAAGGAUCAGAUGAUUUUAGGAAAAUAAUAUAUAUAUUCUGCAAGAGGAAAUCUUGCCGCUCUUUUUCAUAAUAGAAAUUUCCAUUAGUAAUCAUCGAUAAAAAAAUAGUCCUGGGAAUCAAAAAAUUCAGCUUUUCCCUCCUUGCAUUCUUGUAGUAUUAUCUAGAUCUAAGUUUUUUUUCUUCAUUCUAGGUUCUAUUCUUUGUCUUGUUCUUUUUAAUUCACUCAAAACUCAAACAAUUACAAUCAUUGAAAAAAAUCCACCAUUAACUAAAUACAAGCAGUUACAAAUCCUAUAUCCAGAUACACUUGCAUGUCCUUGUUCAAAUAGUACAAUGCCGUAUAAGACUUUUGUUUCAUUGUCUCCCAUUUUUCAUCAAGUAUGCUCAAGUGGUUUACUUAACGAAUCAUGGAUUUCACUACUAUCGAAUAACGAUCCGAAUAAUGUGUUGAGUGGUACAUUUAUUAGUAAAGCUGCUCAAUACUUUAGAUUACUGUCCAGUAUUUGUCAACUAGCUGAUUUGACAACUACCGAGAAUAUUGAUGGUUUUUUUGCACGCACUUUUGUUACUUUCUAUGUGCUUAUCGAAACAGAUUUUAAUAUUCAAGUUAAUGCAACUGUCAAGCAACUGACCGAAUCAAUUGUAAUCAGUUUUAAUCUUUUCAAUAUUAUGACACGUCUUUUCAUUCAAGCUGAUCAGCCAAUAAUAGUAUCACCGAAUUCUCAAGUAAUACUAAAUUAUAUAAAUACUACAGCUGGUACUAAUAAUCCACAAGCACUAGAAUUUAAAUUUCGUUUCAAUACUAUUUUAAAGGACCUUUUAGAUCCGAACGGCCCAAUAUGUCAAUGUGUUGUUGAUACCAAUUGUCAAGGACCAAUCUAUUUCGCAGCUAUGGAGGAAAUUGGUAUUAUAAAAUUACCUGGUGCUCAUCCAGCAUAUGUCACUAGUAGUUAUGUGGCACCUGGAUUGAUUGAUGCAUGUUAUACUAUUGAUUUCCUUCUUCUAUCAACUCUUCAAUGUUUUUAUACAGAUUCUGACUGUAUGAACCAACUGCUCUAUUAUAUAAACAAAACAUAUCCGUCGUCUGUAAAAGAUCCAAAUGUGUAUGCACAUCCACUAAUAUAUAAUCAAACAUCAACUCGUUUUCCUCCAAAUACUUCAAUUUCAUCGAUAGUUGAAGAAAUGAUGAUUGAACAAUGGAAUACAUCGUUGUCAUUUUCUGAUUAUUAUAGAGCGUGUGCACCAACUUAUUGCACUUACACUCAAAUAAAACAUGCAGAAACUCUCAGCGAACUAUUAGUGAAAUUGAUCUCAACGGUCGGUGGUCUUGUUAUGGUAUUACGACUAAUUACAUUCCAAUUUGUUAAGAUUAUUUUCGGUUUAUUACGAAAAAAACCGAAGAAACAACAAGUUCGUCGAAAAUUACUUGAUCGAGUCAAGAUGUUAUUAUCUAAACUAAUAACAUUCUUAUACAAAAUUGUUGAAUCUAAAUAUGUUUCCGGCACGAAUAUUCGGAACAUCAUUUUUGUCAUUUUAACUCUUUAUACAGUUAUUCAACCACAAACAUUGACCAAAUCCUUUUCAACACCAUCAUUAAAUUUCUAUAAGAAACUAAUAAAUGAUCAUAGUGAUGAACUUGAAUGUCCAUGUUCAUUGAUUUCAUCUCCAUAUGAUGAAUAUCUUCAAAUUCAACCAAUUUGUACAAGUGAUUUGAUUUCAAAUGAAUGGAGAUUAAAUAUUACAGCAAAUAUAAUUUCUAAUUUAUCUGCUUAUAAUCAAAGAGAUUAUCGUUUAUUUCUCUCUAGUCAUUUACAAUUUUUAAAUGGAUUAUGUCAACUCUCCAUGCAAACAGUAGAUCAAUCGAUUCAACAAUCUUUAUCUUCAUUAAUGAUUACUAAACAAUUAUUAUCAGAAGAGAAUUUUAAUUUACAAAUUAAUUCAAUGAUUAAUGAAGCAAAAUCCAAUGCUCCUUCAACACUUAUUCGUCUACUUUCCUUACUUCAAGCGACAAAUCAUGGAAAUGCAAUUGUCUCAUCGUAUGGAACUAAUUAUCAAUACAUAGCUCCUAUUUAUAGUACAUUUUCAACCAUUUUAUAUACUCAAGCGAUGAUGUAUGAUGGUAACUGUUCAUGUCAAUUAAAUUCUACUUGUAUUAUUAAUGCUUCGUUUAUCGAGAUGGAAUCGGUACAAUCCUUAACAAUUAAAGGUUUGAAAAUGGGUUGUACACCGAGUGAAUCAUUACUUGCAUCAACUCUUGAAUGCUUCUAUGAUCAAUCAUGUAUUAAUCUUAUUCAAAUAAUGGUAGGAUACAGUGAAAAUAUUACUCCAAUUCCUCUCAACAUAACUAAUAGUCGAUUUCUAAUGAAUAUGACUGUGAUGAAUCUUAUCAACGAUCUAUUUGUUGAAAAAUGGUCAGCAAUAAUGAAUUAUUCAUCAUAUUUUUAUAAAUGUUCACCAAUGAUCUGUUCAUAUACAUAUAUUCAACGACUGGAUUCUUUCUAUACACUGACUUAUUUACUUGGUUUAUAUGGUGGUUUAACUAUCGUUCUCAAAUGGAUCUCUCCGAAAGUUGUUUACCUUGUAAACAAAAUUUACCAACGUCGAAAGAAAACAACCAGUUCAAUCAAACCAAUAUCUACUAUUGAGGGUAACGUCGAAAUAAUGGACGCAAACAAUAUCAACAAUACCGCUGCUUUGUCACAAUCGGUGAAAACAGUGCCAGCACAUUCGAAAAAAUUAUUUUCGGUAUCAUUACAUUACUGGAUCUUUGGUUUAAUAGUGUUUAUACUUGUGAUAAUAGGCAUUCUUAUUCCAUUUAUUUAUGUUUUGCAAGAAAGAAAGAAUCAUUCUACAUCAACAGGUACGAUAUCCUUAAUGAUUUUCAUCAUCGAGUAA